ACCACGCCGGCACAAUCACCCUCCAUUAAACCUAAUUAACCCUAAUCACCCCUUAAAAACGUGAUAUUCAUUAUCCAUUGGUAUACGCACACCAAAACAUAUCUCAAAUUCGAAAUCGAUUCUCCAAAUUUCAAAUUUAAGUCGUUCGCGCGAACGUCGACUUUGCUGAUCAUGAAUAGUUAAUCAGUUAAUCAGUUGAUCGGUUAAUCAGUUGAUGAGUUAUGGGGCAACACCGGAGACACUGAUUGUUGUCUUUUUGGAAUGUGAGGAUUCAUUGCCCUUCGAUUUUCUCUGUCCAGUGCAACUUUAUCCCCGGAGAUGCCAACAGCGGAAGAAGGGGAAGAACCAGUAGUUGAAGAUGUUGGGCAGUUGGAGGAUCCCGACGAACCCCCUGGGGAAGAGGGACCUCGACAAAAUGGCCAGGGUGGUAGGGCGGGAAUUAUGAAACCCCUGGUGGUUCUUGCGCUUCCCGGAAUGUAUCUUUUCUACAAAUACAGUCAGUACCGGAGGGAGCAGCGGGAAUUGUCCAGGAGGCGAAUCACCGAGCGGGAGUUGCAGCAUCUUCAUCAUAAAAUUGAUAAAUUGCUGACGAAGUUGGAGGAGAAUGAACCCGAAAUGGCGUCUUCGCAAGAGGACGAAUGCGUCAUCUGCGUCAACGCAAGAGCUACGAUGCAGACUGCGCCCUGCGGCCAUCGAGUUGUCUGCAGACGUUGUUUUGUGAAAACAAUACAAAUGGCAGUUUCUCAGCGACUGCUCCCACUCCGAUGCGUCAUUUGCAGAGCAAAAAUUCUGCGGCUCAAGCAGACGCUAAUCCCCAGAGACUACUCAAUGUCUGGAAAGUCGUGGGUGCUGCCUCAGAGUGCAUCGGAGUACAAUAUGGGUGGAGGUGUUGGUACCAGUGGAGGUGGUAGAUGGGUCCCAGGAUCAGUCCCAGCGUCGGCAUCGCUCUACUCCAUGGCGAGUGGAUCAUCCUCCAUAUCUGGUGUGUCUUCCGUGUCAUCAGCGACGUCAUCAUCAGCGAGCAGCUCAGGGAGUUCAUCCAUGUCGAAACCCACGCGACUGCGACAACCGACAGGUGCAACUCUUCGGAGGACCCAAACGCAAUCGAUGAAAAUGCGAAUACAGGAGUAUCAAGAUCCCAUUCAGCAGAUUGCUGAAGACGAUGAUGCGAUAAGAGACAAUCGCGAGAGACGACUGCCACCAAUCAAAGAAUUUCAGCGAGAUUAUCGCGCUGGAAAAGCUUCCACAAGGCUCAGAUGCGCACAGAAAAUAGUGACUCAACUGGAGAUAUCGCCAACCCAUCGAGUCCCUCCGAGCAAUCCUCCAAUUCCCUCAUCAUCAUCAUCAUCAGCAUCAACCCGUGCAUCAACAAAAAGGCCGAGCUCGGCCCCUAGAACAGUGGUAACAGUAGCUCAAGAGGUGCAAAAAUCAAAAAAAGAGAAGGAAAAGGAGAAAGAGAGGGAGAAAGCGGAAAAGGCCAGACAAAAGGAGGAGGAAAAAGCGGAAAAAGCUAGAGCCAAGGAGGCGAAAAAAUUGGCCAAGGAGGAAAAAAAGAGAGCAAAGAAAGAGGCUAAAGCACGCCGAAAGGAAGCGGAAGAGUCACUCCUCAGGGAUGAUAAAUAAUAAUCCAAUAAUAAAAAUCUUUGUUGUACCCUCAACCCCUUUCCUGCCAACGUUCAAUCCAAAAUCCAGUGAGUAACGAUGAUGAAUAAUAUAUAACAAUAAAAGGGAUUUGAUAAUUUAGGUGAUAAUGACGGCUUAAAGCAUUGAAGGGUGACAGCUCGUGGAAAUAAUGGAAAUAAUGGAAAUAAUGGAAAUAAUAGAAAGAAUAGAAAUAAUGGAAAUAAUGGAAAUAAUGGAAAGAAUGGAAAUAAUGGAAAUAAUCGCCGACCCUGACGGAUUCAAGCAGUGGCCAAAACUAAAUUACAAGGAAUCAAUAAAAUAUUCGACGAUUGGAUAGUUAACUUAUUAGUUGAAACGACUAGGACUUCUAGGUUUAGGUUUUUUUCGGGUGAAAUAAAUAACCAGAAAUGUUCCUUCGGUCAAUUGUUUUUGAUAAGGAACAAUGCAUUUCUAGCCUAAGAGUUCAAUCGAACGAUUUAUCUGCGUUCUCUAAUUAGACUAGAGUAUUUUAAAUAAUUUAUGGAAGUUGUAGGGAUUUUCAUGGAUUAAUGAUUGAAAUGCCACGGAGAUUAAUGAUUGAAAUCAAAAUUAGUACUUCGGUAGGUGGAAAUAAAUAUCAAAAGGUGAUAGAAAGUGAUAGAAAUCAUCGGAUAAUCGUGGGAUUAUACCAUCGCGUUGUGUAAUAUGUUUUUAUUUUUAAAUAAAUGGAAAAUUGGGGAGUUGUACUUGGCUUUAGCGUCUCUUCGAUAAUUGCGAGUGAGUAACACUGAGAAUAACGAUAAGAUCUCGACGCACAUAUCAAAAUGUUAGGGGAUUUAUUGGCUUUAGUCGAUUCGGCUAGUUUACCCUAGGAAGUCAAUUACAUCGUUGUUGAAAUUUUUAUCAAAUUGUUGAAUCGUCGCCGGAAGAUACCUAUGGGGUUCAUUUAAAUUAGUUGAUAACAGCUGAUUAGAUUAAUCAACGAUUCAUUAAUACUCAUAACGGUUUUAGAUCACGUGUAACGAAUUUUUAGCUUUCCACACAAGUACUCACUGCUUUCACUGUCAUAUUCAUUAUACUCACCCGAAAUUGUCAAUCAGAUUCAUUAAUUACAACCGUAAAGUCGUUAUUCCCAGUGUAGGGUGGGGAGGACGGAGUGAAAAUGGAAAAAAUAUUGGCGAUUAAAUUUUGAUAUUUAUCGGUUAGAAAUUUCUGGUGUAGGAUAUGAAGAAUCUGAUAAACUCAGUCAUUCAGAAAUGUCAAUUUUUAUCGAGUACGUGGCGUGCUGAACUCUCACCGAUGACGUGUACUUGAAAACGAAAAAAAAAAAUGAAUGUAAAACCGUCAACCGAAAAUACGAGAGACGAAACGAAAUAAUACAAAUAAUGCUGGAGUAAAAAUACAUGGAAAAAAGGAUAAAAAAAAAAUAAUCCGUGCAUGUUGUCUUCUGCUGGUGGAGGCGACCUUGAGCCACUCAAAUCCAUCAUUCGAUCUUCCGGUUGUCCUUCGAGGGCACCAGGUGAUGGUAACGAGUGCAAUCCACGGAAUAAUAAAACGAUCCAUUAUAUUUUAUCGUAAUGAUCAUUACGAUAAUCUGUUGGACACACCGAGAGAAAUAUUCACUGAAAAUUAUGGAACAAUAAUCCGUUGUGGUGACACGAGGAAAAAUUAUUUCUCAUUU
Molecule: messenger RNA, 3283 nt
Organism: Fopius arisanus
Lineage: Eukaryota; Metazoa; Arthropoda; Insecta; Hymenoptera; Braconidae
Product: actin cytoskeleton-regulatory complex protein pan1
Exons: 9
Coding region: 319-1623 (434 amino acids)
Biological process (GO): protein autoubiquitination
Molecular function (GO): ubiquitin-protein transferase activity
Source: RefSeq, a predicted model, not a curated record